AUGCUCAUUAGGAACUCAGCCCAGAGUUUUAGAGACUUUGUCACGACCGCAGUGGUCAUCGACGUGACAUUCCUGCCUACAGAGCCAAGAACUACGGCUGAUACGUCAAUGUGCAUCUUGGAUGGGAUCCCAACUCUUUGCUCUACAAACAAUCCAUCCAGCACGUCUCCUACCAUUACUUUGGUAUCUAGCACAACUUCCGCAUCCACAUCGACCUCGCAUAGCGGAUAUGUCACGACAUCAAGUAAUUCAUCCACAUCAUGGCAACACCUUUGGUACAGCCCGACGAGUACAGUAACGCAGAGCUCUGCAUCCUCCACAGCAUCUUCGGCGUCGACUGACAACCACUCCAAUACUAGUAGUGGCAAAGCAAAAGUUAUAGCUGGCGCUACGACAGGGGCGAUAAUCGGUUUUGUUGUCGUGUUAUUGGCGCUGUACCUUCUACAUCGCAAACUUCAAUCGAGGAGGGGCUCAGAGUCAAUGAGCAAGAAAGAGAAAACCAGCCAGAUGAGCAAUUUCGGAGAAGAUAGAGAGCAAUAUAAUAAUGUCGAAGACAGUCAGCGGUCGAUGAUUCCCACCAGCACACCGUCUCUGAUCGAAGGUGGCACCAACAUCACAACGUCAUCGAUUCCAGAGGUUGCUCUUUUACAAGCUGAUAUUGAGCGGCAGCGACUGCGCUUGAUCGAGAUAGAGAGGAAUGAAGAGAGGACGGACUGGUUCCUAUAUAAUCAAGAUUUCUGCCCGAACAGGCUCUGGAAAAAUGACGACUUUGACAAGAACCUUGAGGACAUACAAAUUAUCGUAGCAUUUCGCUCUUUUUUUCCACCGAACUUCGAGCCCAAUUUGCACUCGGGAAACACCCUCUAUCGGCAUAAUAUCUGCCAGCUAUGCUCAAGGUCGACUGAGAAGCUUUCCUUUCGCUCUAUAUUGGAUGCUGUGCAUCAAGCCCGAUACGAUUAUAUUGCACAUCGAGGCAAUACAUCAUCCCGAGUUAUAGGGCGUGCGAUUAUUCCGACGAUCAUCCUGUUCACUUCCGACAUCAUAUCAACCGGUACCAGUACUAGUAUGAUCCGAAACGAGCUGAAGAAUGAGGCUGACCGGCUUCAGUAUGGCUACAAAGACGAGUGCUCCACUGACGGCUUCUUUGACGGCUUCUUUGAGGCCAGUCGCCGCUGCAUUUCCCUUGUCAGAGGGAAGUUCAGAUUCAUGGACGUCUCGUUUCAAAGAGUCAGAUGUGGCCUCAUGGGAUACAUAUGGAGACGGAAUUUUGCGCGGAGGGAGAGAGAUAGUGAGAUGGCCGUUGCAGGUGCCGUGGAUCCCUUCCAAGCUGGAUGUUAUGAGAAAGGCACGUUGCUUGCACCGCGGGUCGAAACCCGGAGCUGGAAGAACGACAGCCGUGUUCAGGCAAUCCUCGUGUUGGCGAAGCAUCCCGGGAAUCGAGAUGAAAUAUUGAGAGAGAUGUCUGCGUUGAGGGAGACUAUACAUAUAGUCCUAUCAGAGAGGGCUGAGCACGCCCAUCGCGACGUCAAUAGGACACCCAGUUACCAGUCAAACGACCGCGACGGGUCACGAUGCAGAGUGACUACGCCCAAUGCAAUUGAACGAUGA
Molecule: messenger RNA, 1608 nt
Organism: Stereum hirsutum FP-91666 SS1
Lineage: Eukaryota; Fungi; Basidiomycota; Agaricomycetes; Russulales; Stereaceae
Exons: 11
Coding region: 1-1608 (535 amino acids)
Source: RefSeq, a predicted model, not a curated record